AUGGACGCUACUGCUCCCUCACACCCAUACUACCCCCGGACGGCGUCCAUACCGACCUAUGUCGCCAAUGAGUCGUCCGUGCUGCGACUCCUCAUGACCUUUGGUCUCAUGGUGGGCGUGGUGAUAGGCCUGGCCUAUUGGCAGACGAUUCAGAGCCCAUUACGCCUGCGUCCGAUUGACCGCUUCGCCGUCAUGUGGUUUGCCUUGUGUUGGUACUUCCCCAGCCGUGAUGCCGUGUCUGUCAUCCCUGAGUUGCAGACUGUGUUUGGACAGCUGUGGAAGGAGUAUACGCUCUCAGACUCUCGAUAUUUGACGUCUGAUGUGUUUACCGUUUGUGUUGAGACCAUUACCGCCUUGGCAUGGGGCCCUCUCAGCUGGCUCACCUACUUCGCCAUCCUGACCAACUCGCCUUACCGCCACAUCAACCAAGUCAUCGUAUGCACGGCACACCUGUACGGCGUUGCCCUAUACUACGGCACCAACUUGGGCGAUUUUCGCACCACAGGGGUUUCGUAUAGUCGGCCUGAGGCGCAAUACUAUUGGGUAUAUUAUAUUUGCCUUAAUGCGCCUUGGGCCGUGGUACCAUUCGUUUUCCUCUAUGACAGCUAUAAGCAGACGGCCAGGGCUUUCCGCGCUCUGCAGGCGCCGGAAGCCGAGCGCAAGGCGCAAUAA
Messenger RNA from Metarhizium brunneum ARSEF 3297, 672 nucleotides. Lineage: Eukaryota; Fungi; Ascomycota; Sordariomycetes; Hypocreales; Clavicipitaceae. The record is from RefSeq and is a predicted model, not a curated record.